AAUGAGGAAGACACAACACAAGAAGUGGUGUUGCUAGCUUACAAUUGGAGCACCAUGUGAGAGCGUUUAGAGGCAGUCAUGUCAGGCGGUGUGGUUCGUUUUCACCUCUGCUUGUGCCACCGAUUCAAAGUUCAAAGGUUGCUGUAGUUUAGUGAAUAGUUGACAGGGCUGAAAACUCUCAGAUGGAGCGCACCUCUCUCCCACCAAUACACAAUGUCGCCAUUUGCGGUGGAACCCACGGGAAUGAGUUGACUGGGGUGUACAUUGUGAGGGAAAUGCAGAAACAGAAGAUGGAGAAAGCGGGGUCUGUUUCUAUAACCACUGUCGAGACCAAUCCAAGAGCCGUGGCUGCUGGCAGACGAUACACAGAGAUGGAUCUGAACCGCUGCUUCACAGAUGUCUUGCUGAGUUCCCCCACAACAGAGUCAACCCCGUAUGAGGUGAGGCGAGCCCAGGAACUGAACGCUCAGCUGGGGCCCAAAGGAAGCGCAGAGGCUGUUGACCUGCUCAUAGAUCUGCACAACACCACUUCCAACAUGGGCCUGUGCUUCAUCUUCUACUCAAUAGACUGGAUCACUCUGCACAUUUACAAGUACAUAGAGAAUAACUUGAGCUCUGUGCCUGUGAGAGCGAUCCAGCUGGACAUUCCCAGCUCCGAAGCUUAUUCCCUGGAGUCAGUGGGCAAACAUGGCUUUGCGAUAGAAGUUGGCCCGCAACCCAACGGUGUGCUCAGAGCUGAUAUCUUCAACGUGGUGAAAGAAGCAUUGGAUCUCACAUUACAGUGGCUUCAGAAAUUCAGUUCUGGGCACAGUUUUGAGGGCGGCACAGUGGAAGCAUACACUUUUGUUAAAAGUGUUGAUUACCCACGAGACUCGGCUGGUAAAGCUACUGCUGUCAUCCACCAAGACCUACAGGAUAAUGACUUUAAGCUUCUGCGAUCAGGGGAUCCCGUCUUCCAGACAUUUUCUGGGGAUAUUUUGAAGUACGAGGGAGAAGACCUCUACCCUUUCUUUGUGAAUGAAUGCGCCUACUACGAGAAGAAGAUUGCUUUCCAUUUAGCUCAGAGAAAAACGUACAGCUUUCCACACAUAAGCGUGAAAAAUGACUGAGGGAAGACAAAGAUAGCAUGAAUGUUUCAAUCACCUUAAGAAAAAAAACACAAUGGAAUGAAAGAUGGAAGUCAGGAAUUUGAGUUCAUCUGUAACACCUGAUAAAGUGCCUUGCAAAACUAAAAAUAUUUAUAGCCUUUAAAUCUUUUCACAUUUUAUCUUGUGAUAAAUUUCUUUUUUUUUUAUUUAUUCUGGUCUUACAUGAUAGACUUGCACAAUGAAGUGCAAGGAAAAUAAUGCAUCAAUAUUAAAAUUUCUACUUUAAUUAAAAAUCAAAGUAGUGUGGUGUGCACUUUUAUUCAGCCCACCUGAAUCUGUAUUUUGUCAAACCACCAUUUGUCAUGGCAGGAGCAGGUAUCCUGAGCUGCCUUUAGGGGUGAGCAAUGUAAUGUACAUUUUAUUAGAUUUUCUAGUAUUUAUUGCAAUAACAAAUUAUUUACCAUUAUUAAUUAUGAAAUGACAGAAAAGUCCCUGCCUGUAAAAUAGGAUCUGAACCUUUUUUUUUCCCACUCUUUCAAUAUUGCAUUAUCAUCCAUUGUGCCCAAACAAAAUAAAUGGAAGCAUUACUUGUAUAUUUCUGA
Molecule: messenger RNA, 1690 nt
Organism: Poecilia reticulata (guppy)
Lineage: Eukaryota; Metazoa; Chordata; Actinopteri; Cyprinodontiformes; Poeciliidae
Product: N-acyl-aromatic-L-amino acid amidohydrolase (carboxylate-forming) B-like
Cellular component (GO): cytosol
Molecular function (GO): aminoacylase activity; hydrolase activity, acting on ester bonds
Source: RefSeq, a predicted model, not a curated record